AUGUAUAUAGCAGUCCUAUCCAUAGCUUUGCUGGUUGGAUAUUCUACGACGCAAGACGCUAAUUGUGACUUUUAUGUAAAUGUCGUACCAGGCGUAACAAGCUACGUAUAUAGUCCAAAUUAUCCUUCCAGUUAUCCGCUGGGUGUAACCUGCAGAUGGCAAGCCACCUGCUCCAACAAUACGUAUUGUAGACUGGACUGUACUGAUAUCGAUUUACCAGAGACAACAGGAUGUAACGUGGACCGGCUUCUUAUCUCAAGAACGGGUGACCCUACGUUGACUCAAGCGGAAUAUUAUUGUGGAUAUGGAACUCUGACUGCCGAGUCCGUUGGUCAACGGAUUAGCAUAGGUCUAAUAACUUCGACAAAUAGUCCUGGGGGAAGAUUUUAUUGCGAACUGACAGCUGUUCAACGAACACCUCCAACGCCUCCGCCAACGCCGACGUGCACUUGUGGCUAUCAAAGAUUGGAUAGAAUCGUCGGGGGCGUAACAGCUAGACCCGGGGAGUUUCCAAUGAUGGCUGGUCUUAUAUACGUGAGUCAGAGACAAAUCAGAUGCGGUGCGACUAUCAUCGAUAGGAAGUACGUCCUUACAGCUGCCCAUUGUGUUAUUAACAGGACAGUUAACGAUUUGGGAGUGGUUGUCGGUGAAUUCGAUACCAGUACUGGAGCUGACUCGCCAGCGACACAGGUUUUCCCAGUUGCGUCGUACCUAACACAUCCGAUGUAUAGAGAAGCAAAUUACGAUUACGAUAUAGCGAUAGUUACAAUCGCUGGAGAGAUGGUGUACAGCGAAUACGUCGGUCCAGCGUGUUUGCCUUUUAAAUUCGGUAGCUACGACUUUGCUGGAACUCAAGUUACAGCUAUGGGUUGGGGUACCACUUCUCCUGGAGGUCCCACAUCAAAUGUGCUAAUGAAGGUGAAUCUAGAUGUGAUCAACCAAGGAACUUGCCAACUUCGGGUUCCUACGCUAACGUCGCGUCAAAUGUGCACUUACACGCGAGGAAGGGACGCUUGUCAGGACGACUCGGGUGGACCUCUCCUCUACAGAGACAGUGUUACCGGACUUCUAUUCCACGUGGGUAUUGUCAGCUAUGGCCGCUUUUGCGCCUCCGCCGACCCCGGCGUGAACACUCGCAUCACCGCUCUCCUCAACUGGAUCGUGACCAAUGCACCAGCUCAAUAUUGCGUGAAAUAAAUUCGUUUCAAAUGA
Melitaea cinxia (Glanville fritillary) is the source of this 1212-nucleotide messenger RNA. RefSeq names its product venom serine protease 34-like. Gene Ontology annotation, biological process: proteolysis. Lineage: Eukaryota; Metazoa; Arthropoda; Insecta; Lepidoptera; Nymphalidae. Bases 1 to 1197 code for a protein of 398 amino acids. Gene Ontology annotation, molecular function: serine-type endopeptidase activity. The transcript is spliced from 9 exons. The record is from RefSeq and is a predicted model, not a curated record.